AUGAAGAGGAAAGAGACUGGAGACAUCCUCCUCCCAAAUUCUCCCUGCCCUGGCCACCAAAUCGGCCGCCCAGGCCGCGCUUCCCCCGUCGGACCCUGGCUCGCGCUGGCCGCCGCUCCCACCCGCCGCGCCACGCCCUGGCCCGCGCCGCGCCUGCGCCUGGCCGUCGCGCCACGGGCCUGUGACUGGCCGCCGCGCCCUGGGCCGCGCCUGGCCGCCGCGCCCCUGGCCCGUGCCCCGGCCGCCGCGCCCGCCUCCGCGUGGCCCCUGGCGCACGCCCCGGCCGCUGCGCCCGCCUCCGUGCCUGGCCGCCGCGCCCGCCUCUGCCUGGCCGCCGCGCCCGCCUUGCCUCACCCCAUCACGCGCUGGCCCGUCCUGCGCCCGCCUCUGCCUGGCCGCCGCGCCCGCCGUGCCUCGCCCCAUCACGCGCUGGCCCGUCCUGCGCCGCCCCGGCCCGCGCCGGCUCGCCCCACGCCGCCCAACACUGCUCCGACGAGCUCGACUCCGCCCCGCCCUUUCACGGAUGCCUCCAAGGCUGCCACGCCCGCGUCCGACGAAUUCGUGGCCAGCCGGCUGCCCACUCUCCCUUCCUCGAGCUCAGAACGCACGGCUCCGCCGAAAUUUGGUUGA
Messenger RNA from Lolium perenne, 630 nucleotides. Lineage: Eukaryota; Viridiplantae; Streptophyta; Magnoliopsida; Poales; Poaceae. The record is from RefSeq and is a predicted model, not a curated record.